AUGCAUUUUUUCGGUCAUGAGGAAAUCAACCUUCUUGAAGUAUAAUAUUGUGAAUUUAAUCCUCUAAGGCUGCUUAGGAUGGAAAACUGGAAUUUAUAUAGUAGUAAUUAGCAUCAUUGGCAUCGAAAUCACUUUAAGAAGCUUGUAAGAAAUCUGAUUAUUAUGGCAGGAAUGCUUUACAUUAUGUAAAGAAAUGUUUUAUAUAGGCUGCAUAUAGAGGACAUUAUGAAGUAGUAGAAUACUUUCUAAAUUUACAGUGUUUGGAUUUGAAUUCCACCGAUAAAUAAGGUAAUUUAAGAGUUCUAAUGAUUUGAUAGGGAAUUCUGCCCUUAUGUUGGUCUGCGUGAGAGGAUAUAAUCAAGAUUUUGACGAAUCAGUAGAACAAAGUGAUCAUGCGGAUUGUGAUUUUAGAAAAUACAAAAUAGCAAAGAUGUUAUUGUAGAGAGGAGCUAGCUUAUAAAAUUAUUUGAAAGAUCACAUCAACAAUCCAUUGCAUUGGGCUUGCUAUUUUGGAGAUUUGAAACUUGCUUAAUUAUUAUUGUAUUAUAAUCCGGAAUUAAGUAAAAUUAAUAUGUAAAAUAGUGUUGAGGAAAAAUGAUAGACAUUAAUUUCCAAUUGAUAUUGCCUUGACUAACGGAAAAGAUCCAGAACGGUAAAAGUAAGUAGUAAAAUACUUAAUUGUGAAAUUCUUAGCCCAUUUCUUAAAUAGUGAAUAAUAAAUAAUCUAACUAUAAGAGUUGAAUAAAGAUUUGGACUUUGGUGAUAGAGAUAUAAUAUCAGAUUCUAAUCAUAAUUGUUAAAAGAUGGAUCGAAAAAUUUAUGAGAGCGUAGGUUUGAAUUAUUUAUUUUGGGCCAGUGUUCUUGGAGAUGAGGACUUAGUGAUUCCUUUUUUAAAGUAAUAAUUUUCUGCUUUUGCACCAUCAUAUAAGGGCAGAAAUGCAGUUCAUGCAGCCACAUACUAAGGACAUGAAAAAUUAGUGCAUUUGUUUUUUGAGUAAAGUUAUAGUGAAAACAAGAAAAUACAAUCCAAAAAAUUAGUAAAUCUAAUGACAAUUGAAAAACCUUAAACGGCAUUGCAUAUUGCAGUUGAACAAGUAUAUACUAUAUAUUAGAAUUUUAGAGACAUGAAAAUAUCGUGAACUACUUAAUUAAAUUAGGAGCAGAUCACAAUAUAUAUAAUUUCAGAAACCAAGCAGCAUUUGCUUCAUCGAGAUCUACUCGAAUCAAAGAACUUAGACAAACAUUGUUAUAAACAGAAAAGAAUCUAAUUAGGAGUGGAUACAAAUACGUGCUUGUUGGAACAAAUAUGAGUGCAAAUUUAGUCAAAUAACAAUUAAAUAAUAUUAAGGAGAAGGUGACAGUUGGUAAGUUCAAGGCAGUUCCUCUUAAAUCAUAUAAUGAAUCCUGCAUUUAUUAUAUAAUAAAGGUGUAAAGCCAACUAAAGAAUGAAGUGGCUCAUAAGGAGAAAAUGAUGAUUUAUAAUUUCACACAUGGAAUUAUCUGUCCUUUCAAUAAAAAUAAAGCCUAUAUGUAUGAAAACUUUCAUCAUUAUCAUGACUAAUAGAUCAUUUUAACCUUAUUAUAUGACGAAUUCAAUUUGGAUUAAUUUAUGCAUGAUUAACUAUUAUUAGAUCAUUUCCCAUUACAUGAUGAAGAAGAAAAGAAAUUGUUAUAUAAUCAAUGGAAAUGCGAGAAAUGGGACCUGCUGAAGGAACCUUUAUCAUUUGACCAAAAUAGAUGUAGAACUCCGAGUGCAAUUAAAGCAUACUUUGGAUCUGAAGGAGGGUUUUUCUUUGUGUUCUUAAGUUUUUUUACAACUUGGCUAUUCUUACCUGCUAUUCCUGGUAUAAUGCUUGGAGUAUAUAUUUAUUCAACCAACAGAUUUGAUACUUUAUUUGUCCCAAUAUACACAAUUGCAUUGGCUGUUUGGGCUACUAUUUUUUUUGAAUUUUGGAAGAGGAAAUAGAGUGAGACAAUGUUUUAAUUUGAUAUGCAUGUAGAAACAGAACAUAAGAAGAAAAUACAAUCAUUUUAAGGUUAAUUUUGGAUAGAUGAUGUUACACAUAAGAUCGAAAUACAAUACUCAAAGAGGGACAAGUGGAAGUAUUAUAAGACUUCCUUUCCAUUAGUACUUUUGGCUGUCAUUAUGAUUGCUGGGGAAUAGAUUGCCUAUCAAUACAUUAUCUCACUCUAAUAACGAACCACUAAUCAGACUAUUAUUUGUUCUAUAGGUUUAGGGAUCUGUAUUAAGAUUACAAAUGAGAUUUUCAAUUAUUUUGCUAAAUUAUCAAUGAAAUACGAAAAUCAUCAAUAUCAGAAUGAAUUGGAAGAUGCCUACAUUAUUAAGGUAUUUUCAUUCUCAUUCUUAAACUCGUUUGUAAGACUCUUCUAUAAAUCCAUCAUAGAUCCUGAUGCUGAUGAACUCAAUAUAAUGUCAAUAACUUUGACGAUUGUUUGGGCAAUUGUCCAUUUAACAAGAUUUACAAUAAUACCCUUAAUUAAACAUCAAAUUAGAAGUUAUUUUCUAAAUACUGAAUAUGAAUAAUACAUGUUAAAAAAAUGGAAAAAGACGUUUGUGUCAUAAGUAGCAAGUGUUUUAGAUAAUAAUACUGAAAAUUAAGUAAAUAAAAGUUUUGAUAGAAGUAGCAUGAGUGGUAAAAGAUUUCUUAAAACAGUUGAAUAAAAUCGGAUUAUGAUGCCCACACCUAAUCAUAUUGAUCAAUUCACAUAUUUUGUAAUUUUAUCCCACUAUCUCGAAGAUUAUUCAAUUCUGUAUGGUUACUAUGUUCAGUGCUAGUUCUCAAUUGAUUCCUGUGGCCAUUUUGUUAUUUAAUAUCUUCACUAUUGAUAGCCUUCUAUAUGCUUACAUAACAUUUGUCAAGAGGCCAAUAGCAGAGGCCAAAAGAUCCAUUGGUUUAUGGAAUGACAUUCUUCUAAUUGUGGGAUAUAUUGGAACAGUCAUCAAUUGCUUGACUAUUUAUUAGGCAAAUUAAGAUCAAUUGAACAAUUUGAUUGGAGGAUAAGAUAGCCAAACGAAUAAGGAGACUGUAUGUGUUCAUGGUUAUUUUAGUUUGCACUCAGAAACUUUCUAUUGUUGAUUGCGGCUGAACAUAUAGUGAUUGGAUUAAAAUUUCUAAUCGAAUAAGUAAUACCUGAUGAGCCAGUGUGGGUUACGAAAAUGAUGCAAAGAUAAGAAUAUUUAUAUGAAUAGAUGCUAAAUAAAAUCUAUGACAGUAGUGAAUCAUCUUAAAAAUCCAAGCAUGAUUGA
Molecule: messenger RNA, 3268 nt
Organism: Paramecium octaurelia
Lineage: Eukaryota; Ciliophora; Oligohymenophorea; Peniculida; Parameciidae
Source: the annotation of a GenBank genome assembly